AUGGCAGUCAUAAAUCUAAAAAAGUUGACCAGAGAAUGGUUUGAAAAGGCCUCUUUCGGAAGAAACACAGAUGUCGAGGACGAUGGCAUCACAGUAAAAGGAAAAAUAAACGUACCAGCUGACUCUGUACGUUGGACGAAGAUCAGCCAGAGGAACGACGAAAAGACAUUUACAAGACAGGUGAACAUUGUCAACUACAAACCCCAAGCUCUGGCGCAGAUAUCUGUCCCGGCCUGUGACAACGUGACUCGUGUUCUCCUUGAGAAAGGUAUUGUCAAAGGGCUAGAAAAGAAUCCAACAGUCAGUCUGCCACUGGGUAACACUGGCCUACACGAGAUAUUUGGAAACCGGAUUAAAAUUGAUCUUAGCCUGCCUGCUCAAGAAGACAGAAAUUGCCAGGAGAGACCAAGCAAUGAUCCAGUGUUCAGCGAACAAAACAUUGCCAGGGGGGCCACUUCUGCAGUUGUUCAGUACAAGGAGAUGGAAUCAGAAUGGAAGUUUGUUUGUGAGAACGCAACUCUGAAUGGAAUCGCCAUUAUCAGGAACGGCAUACAAAGGACACAACAACAGAUUAGUGAAAUCAUCAAACUCACAGACUAUCUUCAUGACCUUGACGAUAUUAAGGUCGUCAACGGCCAGGUUCGAUUCACAAUCUCAGGAGAAAUCAAAUUUAAAUGGGACUGUCAGCACAAAGUGUUAUGGUAG
This is a messenger RNA of Candidula unifasciata, 705 nucleotides long. The record is from the annotation of a GenBank genome assembly. NCBI's taxonomy places the organism in Eukaryota, Metazoa, Mollusca, Gastropoda, Stylommatophora, Geomitridae.